Molecule: messenger RNA, 1530 nt
Organism: Schistosoma guineensis
Lineage: Eukaryota; Metazoa; Platyhelminthes; Trematoda; Strigeidida; Schistosomatidae
Source: the annotation of a GenBank genome assembly
AUGAUCGCCAUGAUUCCUCAGACCGAAAUGCGCGGAAACUACACACGUGUACCACCUAUUUAUAAUACAUCUACUUGCGACACAUUACAAACACAAACAACAGGAUCUAAUUUGAUUUUGCAAAGCAAUGCUUCCUCUAAAAGAGGAAGACGAUCGAAUGUUCCACCUGAAAUUAGAGAACAGACACGUCGGUUGAAGAAACAAAAUAUGGAACGUAGACGGCGUGCCUGUAUCUCAGAUAAAAUGAAUGCAUUACAUAAUUUAGCAAUGAAUCUAAUUGGAAUUGAUCCAAAUGAAUGUCAUAAAGUAGAAAAAGCUGAUAUAUUAAAUCUAUGUCACAGUGUAUUUAAAGGAAUUGCUAACAUUGCUAAAGAUGAACCUGAAUUACAAACACGUCUAAGAAAAUUGCGUCAUAAUUUAAUUGAGUCGUCUUCUUGUACUACCUCACUGCCACACAAAUCAGCAUUACUUACAACAAGUGACUCGAAUGAACUCACAGAUAAAAUAAUCAAACUGGAUAAUGAUGAACGUAAUUCUCAGAAUGAAAAGAUUCAAGAGAUAUAUCAAUUCCAAGAGAACCAAGAUAAUCGUCUUCAAGGUCAUUGUCAUCAUCGUCCUCAUAAUCAACAGCAAUAUCCGCACUUGAGCAACACUAUCUCCUUAUCCAGUUCACCAACAAUCUUAACAACAUCAGUUACACAUAAUGAUAUGAAUCAAAGCACAGAUGAAAACAAUAAAGAGAAUAGAAUACCUAAGUUAAUCAUUAAAAAUCCUCUAUUAUCUAAAAAGUAUCCUAUUAAUGAUUGUAUUACAUCAUCAUUGAUUAAAACACCUACUUCUUUACCAGUGACUAAUUUAUAUUUGAACAGUAUGGUUAAUUCACAGAAUAAUCAAACAAUAACACAAUGUCAAUCAACACCUUUACAAUAUUUAAAUAAAUUCAAUUCAACAGUGAAUAAUUCUAAUAGUGGUUCCGUUAGUAGUAAUGAUCAAUCGACGGAAUUAACAAUUCAUAGGAAGAAGAUGCCUAUUUUUAAGGAACAUCAUAGACUGAACACUAUUAGUGAUUUUACCGUUCACUCCACUGAAUCAUCUUCAAUGUUGUCUAAUUUAAAAACGGAAAACUUACCAUCUUGGUCAUCAUCAUCAGCAACAUCGCAACUAAUGACAGGGGAACAUUUAUCGGCAUUUAGUGUACCAGCAAGAAAACCACUUACUGUUAUCACAAAUCAAUUCACUACAAAUAACGUUACACAUAAUAAUCAAUAUUAUCAAAAUCAAAAAUCAAUUAAAACAAUUAAUGAUACAAAUCCUUCUUCUAUAUCUAUUCCAACUAUAUCUGACAAUACAGAGACAUCUAUAAAAAAUAUUGUCAAACCAAUGUGGAGACCAUAUUUAGAUUAGAUACAAAUAAUUUUUUAUAUCAUGUCAAAUAUUUCUUUCCUUUCUUUUUCUUUUUUUGUAAAAUUAUCUACUAACAACAAUUUAUACUGUACAUAAUGAAUAAUAAUGAUAUUCUGUUCUCAGACG